This is a messenger RNA of Bufo bufo (common toad), 3528 nucleotides long. RefSeq lists its product as uncharacterized. The transcript is spliced from 2 exons. The record is from RefSeq and is a predicted model, not a curated record. NCBI's taxonomy places the organism in Eukaryota, Metazoa, Chordata, Amphibia, Anura, Bufonidae. The coding region runs from base 75 to 3410 and encodes 1111 amino acids.
GGGACAUCACAAGAAGUGCAGGGAAGGAAUUGCGGCAGGUUACGUGAAACUAGCGGGUAAAUGGCGCCAUUUAGAUGAAGAGCCUGUGUGUAAAUUAUUUUCCGGGGAGGGGAAAGUUAUUGAGGCAUCUCAUCAUGCCAAAAUGUGUUGUGCAUAGUUGUGUUUUCCGGUGGAAGAAGGGUCAACGUUCUGUAAAUCUUCAUUGUUUUCCAAAAGAACCUGAAAGAAUCAAGCUUUGGCUGCAACAGACUGGACAAUAUGAGGGUAACAUUGACAAAAUGGUUGAAAGAGUAUAUCAAGGAAAAGUAAAUGACACAUUUAGAAUGUGUUCAUUACAUUUCGCAAAUGACAGUUACUACUACGAUGGUGAUCGGAAACUUUUAAGGAAGGAUGCUGUUCCUACUAUUUUUGCUACGAAUAUGCCAUCUACAGUAUCAGCAAAAUCAAGCUCUUCAUGUGAUCAACACUCCUAUGCUGCCCCACCUGCUGAUAGCAAGAAAACAUCCAGCUCUGGUACAGUAUGCACACGUUGGAUUCCAUUUCCAGUUCUUUCUAAUGCAUCCUCAGACACCACCAUCCAACAAAUGACUUUAGUUCCUGUGGUUACUCAGCGUGCCUUUCCUCAAGCAUGCAGAACUAGUGAACAGUCUGAUUCAAACAGCUCAUCACUAACUGUUCAACCAUCUGCAACCACUACACGUGAAGACACGAAAAAAACGUCCUCUUCUGUUCUUUCAAAUUCCAACUUGCCUUUGAAUACCCAGCUCAGGCCAGAAGCUACAUGCACAAGCACUAACACUCUGUCUUCCACCACAACUGCUUGUCCAGUAAUAUCCUUAUCUUCAACAUCAACUGGAAAAAAUUGUGCAUCGAGGACUGAGUCUUCCAACAAAACUCAGACGGCUCCACCGAUCAGUAUUCCUUUGUCUGUUGUUAGUGCAACACAGCCGUGCUCCAUGACAGUUCUUCCAGUUUCUGGAACAGUGUCCUCUGUGACACAGAAGCCACCAACAACAUCUGGUUUGCUACAAAAACCACCCUCUCUAUCUGUUGUCCACAUUCCACUUAAAACAUCUUCACAAUCUGUAAUUCCUGGUUGUCAGCCACCAUCAAAGAAAAGAAAGCUGGAGGAAAAUAUUGUUUUCUUGGAGCACAGUGCUGCGUCCUCUUCUGUGCCAAGUGUAUUACCUAGCCAUUGUAUGAGCCAAACCUCUAAUACAGGUAAUCUUUAUUUUAUAUCAAGCAGCACAUCAGCGGUUCAGCCAUCUUAUCAGAUUCAGAAACCUUUAAUGGUUGACAAAGGUGUCAACACGGAUUACUUCAUAAAUAAAAAAAGAUACUGCAUUGCCACUGACCCAGUGCAUAGAAAAAGUGUACACACACAAACUAAAAUAUGUAAAAAACAUAGUAAAAUUAUGUGCACAUUAAUACCUCCAAGAGAGCAAAUUGAUGACAGUGGUUCAGACUCGACCAUAUCUCUUGCCAACCCAGAAUACAUGGGAGUUAGUGACUGCAGUCCUUCCAGGUCAAGUGACUGUGGCGAUGAUAUAUCUGAAGUUUUCAAAACUGUUGAUUUAGAUGUUGUUAAAGUGGAAAUCUCUUCAGAUUGUGAAAUGGAUGUACAUAAACGUCCUACUUCAGAAGUCCAUAUCAAAGAAGAAAAUGAAUUAUCUGCAGGGCAAGCAGUUCUAUCGUCAGGAGCUUUUAACAGUACAUGUAUAUUACCAGAUUUUGACACCCAUACUAUUAAAAUAGAACCCAAUAUAAAAACAGAAUUCCCAAUUUCUAGUUCUCCACAAAAUAUCACAAAUUUCAUAUCAAAAAGUCCCAAAAUUGAAAGGUUUUCACCCAUUCCAACUUCAUGGGAAACAUCUGCCAUACAGACUGAUUUACUAGAAGACCUAAAUGACUCCUCGUUCUAUAUCAAUGAAAUGAGUGAGGAUGAAGAUGAAUCAUUCUUACUUCCAAGUGAUGCAGAAGAUGAAGACGACAUAAAACCUGUGUUCCAGGACUUGGAUUCACCAGUGGAGAAUCCUGUUGAAGAAGAAAAGUAUAUUGUUUUUGAAUCCUGUCUGAAAAAGCUGAUAAUGAUGAUCCCGUGUAGGUCAGAAACAAAGUGUAUGUCACCACUUACACAAUACAGAAAAGAAGCCAUUGGAUCUUAUUUGUCUAUACAAGUUCGUUGCAGAUCUGGUCAUACAAGUUUACUAUGGGAGAGCCAGCCAAGACAUGGAUAUCAACCAAUGGGAAAUGUUCUGUUAUCUGCCGCAGUGCUAUUUAGCGGUUCAAGUUUUCUAAAAUCCCAACAUAUGUUUAAAUUGCUAAAUUUGAAAUCAAUAGACAAAAGUACCUAUUAUAAAACUCAGUCUAUGUACCUGUUUCCUACCAUUAAUCAUCACUGGAAGGAGGAACAAAAAGCAGUCAUACAAAGAGUCCAGGAAAGACCACUUUGCUUGGCAGGAGAUCAACAAUUGGACAAUCCUGGAUUUUCUGCCAAGUACUCUAUAUACUCCAUGAUGGAUGUGGCCAGCAAGAAAAUUUGUUCAUUUUCAGUACAGCCGGUUACUUCACAAGUGACAUUGGAGGGGCUUGAAAAAAUAGGAUUUCAGAAGUCUAUGGGUGAGCUCCAAACUAUGAAUGCUGAAGUGGAAAUGAUUGUUACUGACAGAAGUGUUGCUAUUCAGGAACUUCUGAAGAACAAUUAUCCUGGUAUCAUUCAUCAGUUAGAUCUAUGGCAUCUAUCCAAAUCAGUUGGCAAUGAAGUUUUAAUCACAGCCAAACAUAAAGACUGUGAAAUCUUAUAUGAAUGGGUGGAGGCAAUCAGGAACCAUAUUUGGUGGAGUUCUUGCACUUGUUGUAAAAACCAUGAUUUGUUAAUUGAAAAAUGGAAAUCGGUUCUUCAGCAUGUCACCAAUGUUCAUGAGUGGGGUGGUGAUAGUGACUGUAAAGCGUGUCAUCAUCCACCUCUCCCAGAAGAAGUGGUGAACAGUGCAAACUGGUUGAAGAAAGACUCAACCGCCCAUGAACAACUCAAAAAAAUGGUAGAAAAUACCAGUCUAUUAAAGGACUUAAAACGUCUCUCCUUCCUCUGUCACACUGGAGAGUUAGAGAUCUACCAUACCACUUGCCUUAAAUAUCGUCCAAAGACGUUACAUUUCUUCCUGGACUCUAUGGUAGCACGGACACAACUCGCAGCCCUUGACCACAACAGAAAUGUCUGUAGAGUUAAAGAACUGGUGAAAAAUGCUUCAAGUGGAAAUGCAUUAAACGCUAUGACACAGGGAUUAGAAGUCUCCAAAGGUCAAAAGUCAUGGAUUAUCAAGGCUCUGUAUAAACAAACCUGCCAACAUUUUCUUUUUGAUAUCAUGAAUGAUGUCAUAGCUCUUGUCAGAGAGAAGACAUUUCAAUAACCCUCCAUUAAAGGGUUAUUCCCAUCACAGACAAUGGGGGCAUAUCGCUAGGAUAUGCCCCCAAUGUCUGAUAGGUGCGGGUCCCACCUCUGGGACCUGCACCUACAACGAGAACAGA